GAUGGAGCUACUCCAUUGAAUAUCGCCGCUGAGCUCAGUUCAGUGUCAACUGCAAUGAUUACACUGCUUCUUCAACACGGAGCCGACGUCAACGCCAGGAACCGGAACGGAAUACAGUCUCUACACCUUGCGAGCUCCGCUCAAAAAGUUAGAGCUUUGGUCCAAGGCGGAGCCGAUCCAGACGCACGCGAUCACUGGGGAGUUACUCCCAUAGGUUCACAUGCAGCCCUAGGUUAUUUCGACGUCGACGAGAUUAUACGCCAACUUUUUGAUGCUGGCGCCGACAUCAACCUCACAGACUAUAGUGGCGUGACGCCUUUGAUAGCGGCUUCCACGUGGAAUAAUAUGGCAGCCAUCAGGCAACUCGUCGAGCUUGGAACAAAAUUUGACGUUGUCGAUAACUGGGGCAGGUCCAUACUAUUUUGUACAGCCUAUUAUGGCACGUUUGCUCAGAUCCAAUACUUCCGAUCAGUCAAGAUGGAUGGAUUGGAUCCUGACAAUCGUAAUGAAAGUCGCUACAUAUCUCUGGGUGUAUACACAAGAAGAUUGGUGGAUGAGUUGGAAAUUGUGCAAUCGAGGCCGACGCAGGCAGAGGCACUCGCGUUCUGCUCCCUGAUCCUCGAGAUUAGAAGACGAAGCUAGGGUUCGAGACAAUUCUUGGAAACAAAAUCGCGACUGGAAGCGAAUGGC
Molecule: messenger RNA, 690 nt
Organism: Lasiosphaeria miniovina
Lineage: Eukaryota; Fungi; Ascomycota; Sordariomycetes; Sordariales; Lasiosphaeriaceae
Product: ankyrin repeat-containing domain protein
Exons: 1
Coding region: 55-642 (195 amino acids)
Molecular function (GO): protein binding
Source: RefSeq, a predicted model, not a curated record